Dryobates pubescens (Downy woodpecker) is the source of this 2185-nucleotide messenger RNA. RefSeq names its product fatty acid amide hydrolase 2 (gene FAAH2). NCBI's taxonomy places the organism in Eukaryota, Metazoa, Chordata, Aves, Piciformes, Picidae. The transcript is spliced from 11 exons. The coding region runs from base 22 to 1602 and encodes 526 amino acids. The record is from RefSeq and is a predicted model, not a curated record.
CGGUGCGGGACAGAGACGGCCAUGACGCUCACGCGCGCGGAGCGCUGCCUCGCGCUGCUGCUGCGGCUGCUGUCGCGCGCCUGCCUGGCCCUGCUGGGGCUCGUCAACCCCGCGCCGCCGCGCGCCAUCCCGCCACCGCGCCGCGAGCUCCUGCUGGUGCCCGCGCGGCGCCUGGCUGCGCGGCUGCGGGCGCGGGAGGUGACGUGCGUCGAGGUGGUGGAGGCGUACGUGGAGCGGAUCAAGGAGGUCAACCCCCUUAUCAACGCCGUGGUUAAGGACAGGUUCGAGGAGGCCCUGCAGGAAGCCCGGCAGGUCGAUCAGCUGCUCGCCGAGGGCCGUGACGAUGACUUCCUGGAGGAAAAGUUCCCUUUGCUGGGCGUUCCCAUCACCGUCAAGGAGGCUUUUGCACUGCACGGGAUGCCCAACACCUCUGGCUUGGUCAACCGCCGCAACGUGAUUGCCACCUCGGAUGCCACAGUGGUGUCCCGCCUGAAGCAGGCCGGUGCUAUCCCACUGGGUGUCACCAACUGCAGCGAGCUGUGCAUGUGGUAUGAGUCCAGCAACAAGGUCUAUGGCCGGACCAACAACCCCUACGACCUGCAGAGGAUUGUGGGCGGCAGCUCAGGGGGGGAGGGCGGUAGUCUGGCAGCUGCCUGCUCGGUCAUAGGUGUGGGCUCUGACAUCGGCGGCAGCAUCCGGAUGCCUGCCUUCUUCAACGGAAUCUUCGGCCACAAACCCACGACAGGGGUGGUGCCCAACGACGGCCAGUUCCCAGAUGCUCAAGGGGUGCAGACCAGCUUCCUGUGCACGGGGCCCAUGUGCCGCUACGCGGAGGACCUGGAGCUGAUGCUGAGGGUCAUGGCUGGUCCUGGGACCAACAAGCUGAAGCUGAAUGAAAAGGUGUCACUGGAGAAAAUUAAAUUCCACUGCAUGGAGCACGACGGUGGGUCUGUUUUCGUGUCACCUGUGGACAAGGAGAUCUUGCAGGCCCAAAGGAAGGUGGUGGAGCACCUGGAAAGUGAGCUGGGGGUCCAAGUUCGUCGUGUGGCCAUCCACAAGAUGAAGUAUUCUUUCCAGAUCUGGUCAGCCAUGAUGUCAUCCAAGGACAGCAAUGGGCAGGAGGCACAGCUCUUCUCAGACCUGCUGGGGGAUCACGGGAAGCCGGUGUGGCCGCUCUGGGAGCUGAUCAAGUGGCUCGUGGGGAUGUCUUCCCACACUCUCCCAGCCAUCGCCCUGGGACUGACUGAGAAGCUUAUGAAGCUCAACCCUAGUGGGAAUGCCAAGCUGGUGAGCAUGGGGAAGAGCCUGCAGGAGGAGAUGGAGGCCCUGCUGGGGCCAGAUGGGGUACUCCUCUACCCCUCCCACCCCAUCACAGCUCCCAGGCACCACUCCCCCAUAUGCAUGCCCUUCAACUUUGCCUACACAGCUAUCUUCAACGUGCUGGGCCUGCCUGUGACGCAGUGCCCGCUGGGGCUGAGCAGCGAGGGGCUGCCACUGGGCAUCCAGCUUGUGGCAGCCUCCUACAACGACCACCUGACUCUGGCAGUAGCUCGCUAUCUGGAGAAGGCCUUUGGAGGUUGGGUUUUACCUGGGAAAGUUUAGCCUGGACUCCUGGCAUGGCAGGGAGGCAGGGACAGAGACGACGGUGCCCAGCAAGACAGCGGAGGGCACUGAUGACUGAAUGCCGUCAUGGCACUGUCUGCUCCCUCUGUGCCCUCCUGGGUGCCUUCAGCCUUGGGGAAGCCAGGCUGGUGCUGCUACAGUCAUCUCCUCCCCACAGCACCCUCUGCCAUGGGAGACCUGCUGUCCCCCUGGCUCCUUUGCAGCCCUGGUCCUGGGUGGCCUGGGCUGGCAGCAGGCUCCCUGCAUCCUGCUUGGGGCGGGCACCAGUCUCCUGGGCAUGGAGAUGGCAGUCUCUAAUGCUUGCUGCUUUGAAGACACUGAGUGAAGGCUGAGGAGAGGAGGUGCUCCCAGGCUGCUCAGCAAUAACUGUUUAGCACCACCAGGUGCAUCCAUGUGCUGAGGCAGCUAAGGCACUUCCUGCCUGUGCUGUCUUCCCUUCUUGUCCCAGGGGUCACAGCCUGAUUGGUGUCCCCUGUCCCUGGCCUCUGCCCCAGGAACAGGAAGGGCCUGGGGUGGGAAGCAGGCAUGAGGUGUUCUUGGCGAGGGUGGUAUUAAAGAGUCU